GUGUCCAUGUAUGGGUCGUGACGUCACGCGCCGGAGGUCUCAUUCACAUAAAACCGAUUGGCCGGAAUCCCCUCAGAGGACAUGUAGCCACAGACGCGCACGGGACUACUCGACUCGUACUUCUUCACUGCAAUAAGCUCCACCGCUCGGCGUCAACAUGAAGGUAUCCAGCGUAGACUGCCGCCAUCUGAGGAAAGUCAUCCGGAAGGAGAGCGGCAGCUGCCUGGUGGUGGACUGCAGACCGUAUCUCUCGUUCGCCGACUCCAACAUCAGAGGCUCCGUCAAUGUCAAUCUCAACUCCGUGGUGGUGCGGAGGUCCCGAGGAGGGCCGGUGCCGCUGCACUUUGUCAUCCCGGACGAGCGCUCCCUGCUCCGGCUGCGGGAGGGCAGCAUAUCGGCAAUCAUUGCUCUGGAUGACCGGACGUCCCACUGGCAGAAACUGAAAAAGGACAGCGUGGCGCAAAUAGUAAUAAACACUCUUUCUCAUCUGGCGAGCGGGGCGAACAUCUGUUUCCUCAAAGGAGGAUACGAGAGUUUCCACUCUCAAUACCCUGAACUUUGCACCGAGGUGAAAACCAUCGACCAGAGCGUGACUGAAACCGAGAAAAGAGUCAACAGCAACGGCGAGAAGCUUUCUCACCGCAAACCAGAUUACGAUCAGGGUAAACCCGUGGAGAUCCUGCCUUUCCUCUACCUCGGUAGUGCCUAUCACGCCUCCAGACAGGACUACCUAAGCGACCUUCACAUCACAGCCUUGCUCAACGUGUCGCGCAGGGACCUGCAGCCGGCCAAGGGCCACUACCGCUACAAGUGGAUCCCGGUGGAGGACAGCCACAUGGCCGACAUCAGCUCCCACUUCCAGGAGGCCAUCGAUUUUAUCGAUAACGUUAAGCAAUCAGGGGGUAAAGUUCUGGUCCACUGCGAAGCAGGCAUCUCCCGCUCCCCCACCAUCUGCAUGGCCUACAUCAUGAGGACGCAGCAGCUGCGGCUGGACGCGGCCUUCGACAUCAUCAAGCAGCGCCGGGCGGUCGUCUCACCCAACUUCAGCUUCAUGGGUCAGCUGCUGCAGUUCGAGUCGGAGGUCCUCUGCACGGCCCCGGCUCACGCCGCCACACCCGAGCCCGCCACGCCCUGCGCACAGGAGUCCGCCUCCUUUUUUGCCAAUGACUUCAACACCACCUUCAGCACCAAAAACUUUGAGCCAUCCGUGUUCACGCUCCCUACCUCUUGCCUGCAGUCCCCGGUCCACCACCAGUUCAAACUGAGCCCGAUAACUGCACUGCCUUAAAAUGAACUGCGACUGCUUGUAGUCUUACUUGAAAAGAGAAAUAAAGGAGAAACGAUAUCGGUGGUGUUGGAACCAGCAGAGCAGGAAAGUCGGAAUGAUAGUAUUCAUGAGACUUGAACACUAUGGACUUGUAGACGUUGAUGUUGUUAUCCUGUCUUCUGAACCGCUAAAAUGAAACAACGCGUCCCAGCGGUGAACUGCAAUAUACAUGCCUUAGGUUGAUAUUGUGACUAACGCCUAUUCACAAAAGCAGUCGGGCAUUUAAAUCUAAUUUAUUUGAAAAUUACAGUCUGUCUGUCUGAUUUUUUUCAAUAGCGUGGAUGUUAAAAUGUGUUUAAUAAAUGUUUUCACCACAGAAAUAUA
Messenger RNA from Gasterosteus aculeatus aculeatus (three-spined stickleback), 1651 nucleotides. RefSeq names its product dual specificity phosphatase 5 (gene dusp5). NCBI's taxonomy places the organism in Eukaryota, Metazoa, Chordata, Actinopteri, Perciformes, Gasterosteidae. The record is from RefSeq and is a predicted model, not a curated record. Gene Ontology annotation, cellular component: cytoplasm; nucleus. Gene Ontology annotation, molecular function: MAP kinase tyrosine/serine/threonine phosphatase activity. Gene Ontology annotation, biological process: protein dephosphorylation; endoderm formation; negative regulation of MAPK cascade.